AUGACAAGAAAUAGCUUAGCGCUUGAAAGGGAUGACUCGACGCUUGAUUUUGGACGAGUAUCAGCGAUUUCUUUCAGAACGAGUGCGAGAAUUCCGGCAUUCUUACGGUCCAAAACGUGCAAAGUCGAGGCGCUGACUUUUUCAAGGACAUUAUCUGAAGUAUCAACCGCGAUUUGUAUUGCACGGUCCACAAACUCUGCCAUCCGAACUCUUCAAUUCUCAACCAAUCCGAUCUCGAUUGAAAGUAUUCAAUUUCAGGCUGCUACUAGUGGAAAUGUCAUUAUUUCUGGACAAAACUAUAAUCAUGUAGACGUUGCAGCCAUCGGCAUCAUUUUGGAACGUGAGUGCAAACACCUUCUACUCCUGGAUUUGUCAGAAAAUCCUCUGACUGGACCAAAGGCGAACAAUUUUCAUGGUAUCACAUUUAUGUUCGAGUGCCUAAAAAAGUGUCAACUUCAAGAACUUAAUCUUCAUCAUACGAAUCUGAGGUCGGACGGACUUGUGGCUUUUGCUAACGCCAUCGAAGACUAUCCGGCGCUGAAAAAGUUGGAUCUUGGCUGGAACCAACUGACACUUAACAGCACCGAAGUGGCUGGAGUUGAAUCCUUGUGCAAUGUCCUUUGGCGAAUUCGAACACUUCGUGAAAUCAGCUUGGUUGGCAAUGAGCUGGAUUAUCACAGCGCCACAUUUAUAACUGAAAUGCUCAAAGUAAACUGCACGAUUGAGUCUUUGACACUCGCUCAAAAUCCUUUGGGAGAUGCUGGGGUGAUCGCAAUAGCUGCUGCUUUGAGAAAAAAUACCGCUCUGUUAUCACUCAAUUUGUCAGAUUGCAAGAUUGGAUGUGACGGCCUGAAUGAACUUGCUAUGACACUACAGAAAUUUAAUCGAACACUUCGAACUCUCGAUGUCACGGAUAAUCCAGAUGUGCGGUCGAGGGGAUAUUUAAGCCUGGUGAAAAGCAUAUCCAUCAACUACACGAUUGUCGAGAUUUGCAUGAAUCCUGUAUCAAAGUAUAAGAGAUUUUUGAGCGAGGUCAAGGAAUAUCUUGCUGUCAAUGCGCUGCUCAGUACCGUGCAGAUAGAUCCAAAAGGUUUUGUAGGGUUUCCAGUACUUACCGAGACCCAACGAUCAAACUUUGUUGACAAAUUGGAAAAAUUUAAUGAAAGCGAGCUUCGACUAUUGCACGAUGAAGGUAUUAUGGAAAAGGCGGUACGAUUUUCCGACGAAAAGGAGGCAGCUGGUCUUGCAACCUUGCGUCAUUAUGCAGCAAUCGAAAAAUACGCUUCACUGAAACGACUUUUGUGGUGCUUUGAGGUUGGUCGUCGCCACAAACAACUCGAAAAACGGUCAAAAUUGUCGAAUGACGACGAUGAUUAUGGGUUAUCGUCUUUUGAAAUCCAUCUCAAACAGUGCAAGAAGUUGUGGAUUCAGCAGGAAGAGCAAAAACCAAAAAACGAGCGCCGACCGAUUCCAAAGACUCCACCAAAUCUCGGGCAGGGAGGUUCAGACAAUAGCAAAGGAAUGACUCGACAAGAAAUUGAAGCAGCCAACCAAGCUGCACAGGAAGCGUACAAUGUUCACGGCAUGGAAACGUGUGAAUUUUGUGGGCGAACUUUUGCCGAGGGUAGACUUGCUAUCCACAAUAAAAGUUGUCGAGCUGACAAUAUUUCUAAAAAAGCUGGGGACGGCGCAGCUCCGAGAAAUAAAAAAGAAUCUGAGGUGGAUUACGGCCGCGUGCGUACAGCGAAGGCAGACAAUUCUUCACGGGGUCAAAUCGAAGGUGGAAGCUUAGCUAGCAGCGCAGGUACAAUCAAGCCGAUAGAUGCAGGAAGUGGGGGUGGACGUCCAUUGACAGGCAGUCUUGCCAGCAAUCGAAGAAGAGAGGUUACAGGCACGGCAUCCCGACCGCAAACUCAUUCUUCUAUUGAGCAAAGUGUGAACAUAGACUCGUCUAAACAAGUGCUACAAGGAAAAGAUAGCAUGAUAAGCUCAAUCUGUGAGAAGAUAGACCGUUGGGAAGCCACGACAAAUGCCACGUUGCAAGAAAUCAGAGAUUUAAAAGAUUUACUUAUUCGUUUAAGCAAGUCGUAA
Messenger RNA from Plasmopara halstedii, 2091 nucleotides. RefSeq names its product Zinc finger C2HC domain-containing protein. The record is from RefSeq and is a predicted model, not a curated record. Gene Ontology annotation, biological process: activation of GTPase activity; nucleocytoplasmic transport. The transcript has 12 exons. NCBI's taxonomy places the organism in Eukaryota, Oomycota, Peronosporomycetes, Peronosporales, Peronosporaceae. Gene Ontology annotation, cellular component: perinuclear region of cytoplasm; nucleus; cytosol. Gene Ontology annotation, molecular function: small GTPase binding; GTPase activator activity. Bases 1 to 2091 code for a protein of 696 amino acids.